ACGCCUUACAUGCUGGCAGCUGCUACCAGUAGCUUCUCUCCGUCAUGGCGGCCCGUGUCCUGCAGCAGUGUGUUCGCUCCUUCGCCCGGCCUUCGCUGAGGCUUUGCUCCGCUAACCUUGCAGUCAGAGCCGCUGCCGCCCCAACAGCAGCCCUCCACCGACCUCUCUCGUUCGCCGCAGACAGCCGGAGGACGCGGUGGCUCGGCCAGAGCCGGACCCCCUCGGUGAGUGUGCUGUGCCGACAGUAUGGCGACCUGCCCCCUCUCACCCUGGAAACCAUCAAAGACCGCGUCCUGUAUGUACUGAAGCUCUACGACAAGAUCAACCCAGAGAAGCUGCAGACGUCUUCCCACUUCAUGAAAGAUUUGGGUUUGGACAGCUUGGACCAGGUGGAGAUCAUCAUGGCCAUGGAAGAUGAGUUUGGCUUUGAAAUCCCAGACGCAGACGCAGAGAAGCUGAUGACUCCUGAGGAGAUUGUACAGUACAUCGCAGACAAGAAGGAUGUUUAUGAAUAAUCUGUUCUAUAGCUCGAUACAGAGAGGGUGACCCUACAAACAGGAAGUCCUUGUGCUGCAGAUGGACGCCAAACCAUUUCCCACCUCAACCCUGUCAGCUCUUCUGUCUCUUACGGCGACGUCACCUGCCCGUCUUUUGUUUGACUGUAUUUAAAUGAACAUGUUGUUGGGAGCUUUGGGAUAAAACUCUAGAUUAAACAAGGUUGUAUCUCAGUUUUGAGUUCACGUUCUUCCAGCUCCUCCCUGUGGUUCUGAUGUAUAAUUUCUCAUGAAUAGAUCAAUAAAGACCCGUGCUGUACGGUUGUGCGUUGACUGUGCAGCUCUCUUAUGCACAAGCAUGUUGUGUAGUUCUGCUCACUGAAUGAAAAACAAAACGCAACUUGAAAAAUAAAGACGGUCGUGUAGUUGAAUUUAA
Messenger RNA from Acanthochromis polyacanthus (spiny chromis), 930 nucleotides. It is a transcript of the gene ndufab1b, whose product is annotated as NADH:ubiquinone oxidoreductase subunit AB1b. Gene Ontology annotation, molecular function: acyl carrier activity; acyl binding. Lineage: Eukaryota; Metazoa; Chordata; Actinopteri; Pomacentridae. Gene Ontology annotation, biological process: fatty acid biosynthetic process. The record is from RefSeq and is a predicted model, not a curated record. The transcript is spliced from 5 exons. Bases 45 to 515 code for a protein of 156 amino acids. Gene Ontology annotation, cellular component: mitochondrion.